GAUUCUGACAAACAGUCGUACUUCGUCCUCGGAAUUGUAACCAUUCUGUUCGUCCUAUUUGAAUAAAACCUUUUGUACUAUUUGAAACAUCAAUAUUAAAUACAUUUUUGGGUGCACACAUUUCUACAAAUAUACGUACAUAUAUAUAUUAUUAAAUAGUGCUCAGAAGAGACCUAGUCAGAAAUCAAAAUGUCUGCAGAUUCUAAAGAAGUCGGUGGUUACAAGUUGGGCCCCGUGAUAAUCGAGGGCAAAACUAAGAAGGUCUUCGAUUUGGCACCAGCCCAUAACGACUUGUGUCUCCUGCUCAAUAAAGAUCGAAUCACCGCAGGAGAUGGUGUCAAGGCUCACGAUCUGGUCGGAAAGGCCGCCAUCAGUAACCAGACUACUGCCAAGGUGUUCUCUAUUCUCAACAGUGCAGGUUUGAAAACUGCCUUCGUGAAACAGGCAUCAGACACUGCUUUUAUUGCAAGAAAAUGUGCCAUGGUGCCUAUUGAAUGGGUCACGAGAAGGCUGGCUACUGGAUCUUUCCUGAAACGACAUCCUGGUGUCACGGAAGGCACCAGGUUCUGUCCUGUGAAACAGGAAACCUUUUUCAAAGAUGAUGCCAACCACGAUCCCCAAUGGUCGGAGGAGCAAAUAGUCGCUGCCAAAUUCAAAUUGAAUGGAUUACUCAUAGGUCAAGAUGAAGUCGACAUCAUGCGAGAGACCACCAUCCUGGUUUUUGAAAUUUUGGAAAAGGCGUGGGCUCUCCGAAAUUGUGCAUUGAUCGAUAUGAAAAUUGAAUUUGGCGUUGACGUAGAUGGUCAACUCCUGGUAGCCGACGUCAUCGACUCGGACAGUUGGCGCCUUUGGCCAGCAGGCGACAAACGCCUCAUGGUCGACAAACAAGUCUACAGAAAUCUGACGCAGGUCACCCAGAGCGAUCUGGACACUGUCAAGCACAAUUUCGAAUGGGUCAGAGAUCAGCUCGAUCAUCUGGUGCCUAAGAACGAUGCUCUGGUCGUCAUCCUGAUGGGAAGUCCUUCGGAUAAGGAACACUGCGAGAAGAUCGCUAAGCAGUGCAGGGACUUUGGGUUGCUGGUUGAGGUUCGAGUGACGUCAGCGCACAAGGGCACCAAGGAAACUUUGCAGAUUUUGAGAAACUACGAAGGAGUUGCUAGCAAAUUAGUUUUCAUUGCUGUAGCUGGCAGAUCCAAUGGUCUCGGUCCAGUCCUCUCCGGCAACACCAGCUACCCAGUAAUAAACUGUCCACCAGUAACAUCUGCCAACUCGAGCCAAGACGUCUGGUCCAGUUUGAAUCUUCCUUCGGGUUUGGGAUGUGCCACGGUUUUGUAUCCAGAAGCAGCGGCUCUUCAUGCAGCUUCGAUCAUCGGACUGGACAAUUACUUGGUCUGGUCGAGGUUGAGAGUGAAACAAUUGUACAAUUAUGUUUCGUUGAAAUUGGCUGACAAGGCUUUUAGGAAUAUUAAGGUCUGCUGAAGUGGAACAUACAGAUACAGAUAGGUGCUUAAGUAAUAAUAAUAAUUUGGUUAUACUCAUUAAAAUUGAUUGAAAUUGAUUGAUGAGUAAUGAUUGUUAAUUGUUAUGUUGAUAAUACA
Molecule: messenger RNA, 1598 nt
Organism: Ctenocephalides felis (cat flea)
Lineage: Eukaryota; Metazoa; Arthropoda; Insecta; Siphonaptera; Pulicidae
Product: multifunctional protein ADE2-like
Exons: 8
Coding region: 190-1479 (429 amino acids)
Biological process (GO): 'de novo' IMP biosynthetic process
Molecular function (GO): phosphoribosylaminoimidazolesuccinocarboxamide synthase activity
Source: RefSeq, a predicted model, not a curated record